Oncorhynchus nerka (sockeye salmon) is the source of this 2179-nucleotide messenger RNA. RefSeq names its product nucleolar protein 58-like. Gene Ontology annotation, molecular function: snoRNA binding. The record is from RefSeq and is a predicted model, not a curated record. The transcript is spliced from 10 exons. Gene Ontology annotation, cellular component: box C/D methylation guide snoRNP complex; small-subunit processome. Lineage: Eukaryota; Metazoa; Chordata; Actinopteri; Salmoniformes; Salmonidae. Bases 671 to 1714 code for a protein of 347 amino acids.
CACCUCGUGGAACACAUUCCGGUUGGAACUGCGACUAGCGAAGGCUUUCUAGGAGAUAAGUUUGUUUCGGGCUUAAACUUGGUGAAAAAGCGUCAGAGAUGCUUGUUUUAUUUGAAACCGCUGCUGGUUAUGCAAUAUUUAAAGUCCUCGAUGAGUCAAAGCUCCAAGAGGUGGACAGUUUAUGGAAGGAGUUCGAGACUCCGGAGAAGGCCAACAAAGUGUGAGUUAUGGCCCCAUGUCUGGAGAGAGGAGUGUUUAGAUUCGAGGGGAAUACGUUGUCAAUGAACAGUAGUCUUACACAUUAUCAGCAUUUUGUCACCAAAAGCACUCACAAACUUCUACAGAUGCACAAUCGAGAGCAUCCUGGCGGGCUGUAUCACCGCCUGGUACGGCAACUGCUCCGCCCUCAACCGUAAGGCUCUCCAGAGGGUAGUGAGGUCUGCACAACGCAUCACCGGGGGCAAACUACCUGCCCUCCAGGACACCUACACCACCCGAUGUUACAGGAAGGCCAUAAAGAUCAUCAAGGACAUCAACCACCCGAACCACUGCCUGUUCACCCCGCUAUCAUCCAGAAGGCGAGAGUGAAGUUGAAGCACUUUGAGAAAUUCCAGGACACAACAGAGCAGCUCUGCUGGAUGACCUGGACAAGGAGCUCAACAACUACAUCAUGCGCUGUAGGGAGUGGUACGGCUGGCACUUCCCUGAGGUGGGGAAGAUCAUCACUGACAACCUGGCCUACUGCAAGAGUGUCCGGAAGAUAGGCGCUCGUACCAACGUGGCAACCACCGACCUGUCUGAGCAUCUCCCCGAGGAGGUGGAGGCAGAGGUCAAACUGGCUGCAGAGAUCUCCAUGGGAACGGAGGUGUCAGAGGAGGACAUCGGCAACAUCAUGCACCUGUGUGACCAGGUGAUAGAGAUUACAGAGUACCGCACCCAACUGUACGACUAUCUGAAGAACAGGAUGAUGGCUAUCGCUCCCAACCUGACUGUCAUGGUGGGCGAACUGGUAGGGGCACAGCUCAUCUCACACGCUGGGUCCCUGUUGAACCUGGCCAAGCACCCGGCCUCCACAGUCCAGAUCCUGGGAGCAGAGAAGGCCCUGUUCAGAGCCCUGAAGACGCGCAGAGACACGCCCAAAUAUGGUCUCAUCUACCACGCCUCUCUGGUGGGACAGACCUCGGCCAAGAACAAGGGCAAGAUCUCCAGGAUGCUGGCAGCCAAAGCAUCUCUGGCGAUCCGCUACGAUACCCUGGGAGAGGACACAAACGCUGAGAUGGGAGUUGAGAACCGUGCCAAGCUGGAGGCCAGACUACGCCACCUAGAGGAGAAGGGAAUCAGAAGAAUCAGUGGAACAGGCAAAGCCAUGGCGAAGUCUGACAAAUACCAACACAAGAGUGACGUGAAGGUGUACGACCCCUCCGGAGACUCCACCCUCCCCUCUGUUUCCAAGAAGAGGAAGUUUGAGGAGGUGGAGGAGGAAGAGGUGGCCACACCGGUGACAGUCAAACCCAAGAAACCCAAGAAAGAACCUGUGGAAGAACCAGAGGCUUCAACGGCAGCAGAAGAAACUCCCAAGAAGAAGAAAAAGAAGUCUAAGAAAGCCGAGGAGGACGUAAAGGAAGAGGAAGAGGAGGCGACCGUCUCUCCCACAGAGGAAUCGUCAAAGAAGAAGAAAAAGAAGAAAAAGGUCAAGGAGGAAGAGGGAGAUUAAUCUGGUUGGGGAGAAACUGUAUUAUAUUAGAACUUUUAGUUGUGGUUGUAUCUACCAGGGCCAGACUGACUCGUGUAUCUGACCGUUUAAAGACUAGAGAACUGGAGACGGAGGUUAUUUCAGACCAGCAGCUGAUCUGUUAUGAGACUUGAUGAUGUAUCUGACCGUUUAAAGACUAGAGAACUGAAGACGGAGGUUAUUUCAGACCAGCAGCUGAUCUGUUAUGAGACUUGAUAUAAAUCCUCCUGUGGAUUUGAGUUUAAGAUGAACCUUUUACUGUACUGUAACUGUUUACUGUAACCUCUUAUUAUUACUAAUCAACUAAAGACCCAAUAGACUGUCUACAAUAUCAAUGUCCAUGUUAAAACACUUCCUUCCUCCACUGGUUUAACGAUGUGCCUUUUUUUAAAGAUGGGUUUUUCUGCUGUCUUUGUCCAUAAGUGAUUAAAUCCAUUUUCUCAGUCA